Diabrotica balteata is the source of this 2974-nucleotide messenger RNA. The record is from the annotation of a GenBank genome assembly. NCBI's taxonomy places the organism in Eukaryota, Metazoa, Arthropoda, Insecta, Coleoptera, Chrysomelidae.
AAAAAUAUCUAAGCCGAGAUCCAAUUGCUACAUUCUGUACACUCUGCGGUUCGUACCACAUCAACAUUCUUAUUGUUUAAAACACCCAACUCACUUUGUUUGUUUUUAAAUACCCAAAUACCUACCUAUUUGCGUCUCUAGAUGUAUUCUCGUGAAAUCAGUGAACUUUUCCUUUGUGAUAAAAAGUAAAAGGCGGCAAGACAAAUGUCACGACGUGAACAUGUAUAAAAAGAUAUCCGACUGAAGGUUUUUUUCAUAAAAAGUUUAGUGCAGAAUGCGUCUAUGGCUCUAUCAGCGAAUAACGUGUUUCAGUUUUUUACUAACAGUGUCUCGUCUGUUCUAACAGGGAAAAACCUGGUGAAUCAGGAAGCCAAAUUCCAAAGUAAACUCAAUGAACUCACGAAGGAGCUUGCAAUCCGAGAUGCUGAAGCACACAAACUCAAAUUUCAGAUGGAAGAACUCCAAAGGGAUGCUUUUGCUAAAUCCGCUGGAAUGGAUAGGUUAGAAUCAGAAUUAAAAGAAGCACAAAAAGAAUGCGAAACUAUCGGUCGGACCAUACGAAUAUUGGAAAAUGACCUCGAAAACCAAAAGAAACGCAACAUAUUAAUAAAUCGAGAAUUAGAAGAAAAAACUGAAUCGUUUAGUAUAUCAGAAAAAGACUACAAAUCCAAAAUAGAAUACCUGGAAAACGUUAUAGGAGAACUUCGAAAGCGAAUAGAGAGCUUAGAAGAACAAAUACGGAUCCUCCAAGAAGAAAAACUCCAACUAACCAAACGCCAAGAAGAAAUAUUUCUCGAGAGAGAUGAAAAAACCAAACAAAUUACCGAUAACCUCGAACAGGCACAGAAACAGAAAGAACAACUGGAGGAAAAAUGGAAGAAAGACUUUGAGAAUCUCAGAACGGUAAAUAUGGUUAGGGAGCAGGAGAUGUUGGAAGAUUUCGAGUGGAAGCUAAGAGAUGUACAGCAGAACUGCAAGAAAAAGAUCGAUGAGAAAGAAGAAAUUUUACAGAUGUCUCUCACACAUUCACAGAAUAAGGAAAAAGAGACCGAAGAGUUAACCAAAAAGAUGGAAAGUCUGAUACUACUAGAAAAAGAACUAAACGAACUGAGAGAAAAAACUAGCGACCAAAACAAACUAAUGAAAAACAUGUACGACGAGCACGAACAAAUGCAGCAAAACGAAGAAAAUCUCAAAAACGAAGUCAAAAAACUGAGAAACAUGAUUGAUCUCGAAAAAGAAAACCUACAGCACAUGCAACGGCUACAUCACCAAGAAAUCUUAGAUAAAGAGAGGAAACUGCAACAAACACUAAACGAGAAGAAGGUGGAGAUUGCCAUCUACUGGGAGGAAAAGCUACUGAAUGAGAUUUCAAGACUGAAGGAUGAGCUGGAGCAGGUUUACAUUGAGGAAAAGAUUACGGCUAUUGAAAACGUUAAGAGGAAUAAGGAUGAGUGCUUUCAGAAGGCACAAGCGCAGUGGGAAAAGAAAUACGUGGAGUAUUUAAAUGAGGUUCACACCUUACAAAAUGCACUGGAAGAAAAAGAUAAGUUCUACAAAGAUGAAAUUGUAAAACAGCAAUCUAUAACAGACCAAGACAUUUUUGAACUAAGAAGAUUAAUGGAUAAGCUAGAUAUGUCACAUCACGACAAAUAUGAGAAGUUAACCCAAAAACAUGAAGCAGAAUUAGAAAGAAUGAAGGAAGAAUAUGAAAAAAUGAUGGAAGAUAGAGAACAGUAUUGGAAAUCAGAAAUAGAUACACUAAACUCAACGAUAACAAACAUGAGGUUACAAGUAGAAGACGAAAACCAAGAAAAAUUAAAAGUUCUUAUUCAAAGUCAUCAAAGUGAAUUGGAAGAACAGUGGGAGAACCUCAUUCAACAGAAAAAGGAAGCCAUCCAAUUUCUGGAAGAAAAAUACAUAGCCAAAUGCGUCCAGCUAGAAGACCAACUUAACCAGCUCCAAAAAUCUCACAGUGCCCGUGAAGUAGAGCUUUUAAAGACUGUAGAUUCCCUCAAGAACGAAGUGCAAAGCAAAGAAUCUAUCAUACAAGAUAUGCAGAGUAAUAUGGAUAUGCUAGAAGGUGGUAUCCAGGUGCUGAACAAGGAGUUAGCCGAACAGAAUGAUGUCAUGAUGAAGGAGAAAAAGGAAUCCGAACAAAAACUAAGAAAUAUUUUGGUUAAAAUUGCCAAAAUUCAAGAGGAUAACGAGAAGGAACAAGAAGCAUAUAGACUAAAGUUUAUAAAUUCCCAGAAAAACUAUCAACAAUCCAUAGACCACAUGCAAAGAAAGUACCAGUGUCUAACAAAAUUAUUCGAGGAGGUCAGACAAAGGUACGAACGCAGAGAAUCCCGUCAAGAGGACAUAAACACCAUCUCCGAUCUCAAACAGAUCAUUACCGAACAGGAAAAAGACCUUAACUGCCUCAACGAAGAAAAACGUUACUUCCAAAUGAAGCUGAUGGCUUUGGAGCAUUCUUUCGACCAGAAGGGUUCCUCAGAAGACGAAUCUCUCAAGGACGAUUUGACAAUAACGGAAUCCAAUAUGACUGAUUUGUCUUACGAAUCAAGUAAGAAUCAUUUGAUGCAGGAUGGUCACGAAUUAGUGCCCAUGACUGGCCCAAUCGGUUUAACUGACCUAAGUCAGCAAGUCAGUUAUAUCUCCAUUCCUCCCACGAUACAGGAAUGCGACGAAUAAUGUUUUUUUUUCUAUAUUUUAUGUUAGGUUACAAUAUUGCUCAUGUACAUCUCUAGCAUUGAAUAAAUAGUUUUGUUUUUCACCUUGGAUAAAAUAUUAUUUACUUAGAGUAGUUCAUUAGAAUUUUGUAUUUGUUUAUUAGAUUUUUUUUUCUUCAACAAUUUUUGUCUUUAAGCUUUUUCUUGCAGACGAUUGAGUUAGUAAUUUGAGGUGUACAUGGGUAUCAAUCUCACUUAUUUAUUUGUAUAUCUUUGAAUAAACCACUAUUUUAUAAUUU